AUGAUUAUCCCCAUCCGCUGCUUCUCUUGUGGCAAGGUGACAGGCGACAUCUGGGAGAAGUUCGUCAAACUUCUCGACAAUGGGGUCACUGAGGGAGACGCGAUGGACGACAUUGGCUGCAAGCGGUACUGCUGCCGACGCAUGGUCAUGACACACGUCGAUUUGAUUGAGAAGCUCCUCAAAUACACGCCUGACGGCCGCAACCUGAAGAAGAUCAACAUCGCGCCGCCCGAGACGUCUUAG
Lasiosphaeria miniovina is the source of this 243-nucleotide messenger RNA. RefSeq names its product RNA polymerase N/8 kDa subunit. Lineage: Eukaryota; Fungi; Ascomycota; Sordariomycetes; Sordariales; Lasiosphaeriaceae. Gene Ontology annotation, molecular function: zinc ion binding; DNA binding. The transcript has 4 exons. Gene Ontology annotation, biological process: tRNA transcription by RNA polymerase III; transcription by RNA polymerase I; transcription by RNA polymerase II. Bases 1 to 243 code for a protein of 80 amino acids. The record is from RefSeq and is a predicted model, not a curated record. Gene Ontology annotation, cellular component: RNA polymerase III complex; RNA polymerase I complex; RNA polymerase II, core complex.